UGGUACAAAAAUGACUACUCCCAAAGACGUCCUGAGAAAAAAUUUGAAGAUGGUUCAUGGCUAUCCCAUGACCUAUGCUUUUGUGGACAACUGGGGAAGGGUUGAACAGUUCCACAGCAGGCCAGAUGACACUGUGAUAGCCACUUAUCCCAAAUCAGGUACCACUUGGGUAAGUGAAAUUGUGGACAUGGUUUUAAAUGAUGGAGAUGUUGAGAAAUGUAAGCGAGAUUUUAUAACUGUGAAAGUUCCAAUGUUGGAAAUGGCUGUCCCUGGAUUAAGAACGUCAGGUGUAGAGCAAUUAGAGAAGAAUCCAUCACCCCGGCUUGUGAAGACACAUCUACCCAUUGAUCUCCUUCCUGAGUCUUUUUGGAAGAACAACUGCAAGAUGAUUUAUCUGGCUCGAAAUGCCAAGGAUGUUGCAGUCUCAUAUUAUCAUUUUGACUUAAUGAAUAAUUUGCAACCUCUUCCUGGCACCUGGGAUGAAUAUCUAGAGAGAUUCAUGGCUGGAAAUGUGGCCUAUGGUUCCUGGUUUAAUCAUGUUAAAAGCUGGUGGAAGAAAAAAGAAGAAUACCCAAUACUUUUCUUGCACUAUGAAGAUAUGAAAGAGAAUCCAAUGCAGGAAAUCAAGAAGAUUGCUACAUUUCUAGAGAAAAACCUAAAUGAUGAGAUCUUAAAUAAGAUCAUCCAUCACACCUCAUUUGGAAUGAUGAAGGACAACCCUCUGGUGAAUUAUACACAUAUACCAAGUUCAGUGAUGGAUCACAGUAAAUCCCCUUUUAUGCGCAAAGGGAUUGCAGGUGACUGGAAGAAUUACUUCACAGUGGCCCAAAAUGAGAAAUUUGAUGCCAUUUAUAGGAAGGAAAUGUCUGGAAGUACACUGCAGUUCCGCACAGAAUUUUGAA
Molecule: messenger RNA, 902 nt
Organism: Myotis lucifugus (little brown bat)
Lineage: Eukaryota; Metazoa; Chordata; Mammalia; Chiroptera; Vespertilionidae
Gene: SULT1B1
Product: sulfotransferase family 1B member 1
Exons: 7
Coding region: 11-901 (296 amino acids)
Biological process (GO): sulfation
Cellular component (GO): cytoplasm
Molecular function (GO): sulfotransferase activity
Source: RefSeq, a predicted model, not a curated record